CAACGGGUCCGGUUACCUUCAGAAAUACGUGCUGUGCAUUAAAGCAGCUCUGAGGAUGCCUGGCGGCGCUGCUGGUUGUCUGAGCCCGUGUUCAUUGACACGUUUGGGUCUGCCGCUCCAGGGACGUGUGAGCCCCGGUGAGACGGAGACCUGCCGGCAUGUGUGAACAUAGCGGCGGGGAAGGUGUGGACGGGGACGCGGGCGACUGCUUUUCCCAGCUGCUGUCUGCGGACCGCAAGCAGGCGCGGCGGACAGUGGCAACUGUAGUUUUGGAGUUGCACCGGGACAAGGAGAAAUUAGUUCGAACUUUCCUGGGAUAUCCCAGCAAGCGGCAGGUCCUGUUGACCCUCUACGGCUUCCUGGACUCGGGAGAGACACGCCUGUGCAGUGAUGUGGCAUAUGUACUGGGCACCAUUGCAGAAAGUGAGGCUGGUGCACAGUGUUUGUUGACGACUGCACAAAGGCAGCCACAGGAGUCUGGUGACCUGCUGGGCAACCUGAACGCCAUGUUAAAGUGGACGGAUGAUGAGGCGGUGAUGAAUGCUGCAGGUGCACUCAGCACAAUGGCUGAGACCGUUGAAGGACGAAGGUGGCUACUGAAUGACACCCGCAUUGAGGAGAUCGUGAGCAAUGUGACAGCUCUGCUGGACAGUGUAAACGACUGGACAGCCAGCAAUGCUGCUCUAGUACUGGCAAGGAUCACAAUCUGUGAAUCUGGCUGCAGCAAGCUCCUGAAACACCCCCAACACACGCACACACUCAGCAAGCUGAUGGUGUCUCUGGGUGUUGAUGAGGCAGGCUGUGGAAUGAGCGCAGCUUUUGCUCUCGGGCGCCUCUGCAAUUUUGACGUUGGUUGCAAACAGAUACUCGACUUGGAAGAGGCUCCAGCUAUGAUUACAGCACUGGAGGAGAUGAUGUCACACGGGGACACAGGAGCGAACAAGAAUGCCUGCUUUGCCCUGAGCUGCCUAGCUGCAGAUAAGAAUGGCCACUCCCAUGUCUUGCUGAGCCCUGCCUUCCCACAAAUACUAAACUCCUUGUGCGUUUUACUGGAGUCACAAGAGCAGGAGUCAGCCUGGUUCGCUGCCAUGACGUUGAGAGUGUUGGGCAGCUAUCCGAAAGGGGUUAUCAAGCUGAGACACCACCCAAAAAUCUCAACCCUGUUAAAGACAAUGGCCUGCUCUCCCACUAUUGACAAGGAUCUGCUGGAGGAAGUGGACUUCACCUUGAGAAAGCUGCAGCCUAUCCCCAAGCCUUCAGCUCCUCAUGUAGACAUUCUGAGUGUCAACUCAAUCCAAAUCAGUUGGAAUAAGCUUGUCCUUGACAGUGGACUGGAGGCGAUGUACAGCUUGUUCGAAGGAGAGAGGCUACUUUAUAAAGGCACAGAUUGCAGUUUCAUCCUAACAGAUGUAAAAAUGAGUAAAGAAUAUGCUUUCAAGCUGCAUGUUUCAACUGAGGUCGAUGAUGGACUGUACAGUGACGUCACUAUGGCAACAGUGGAGGAGGCCGUACCAAGUCGCCCACGGGACUUUCGAGUGAUUGGCUGCACUCCAACACAGUUGAAGUUGGCCUGGUCUCCCCCAGCAGAGCCCAAUGGUGUCAUCAAGUGCUACAUGCUGUACAGAGGUGACAUGGCGAUUGAAACAACGUCAGAGCAGAGCUGUAUAGUGAGUGGACUCACGCCCUCCAAAACCUACGAGUUCCAUGUGUGCGCCUGCACCGGCAAAAGAAAGGGGGAGAGGUCCUCUCUUCACGCAAGCACCGCCGAUCCUGGUGACCAUGCACCUGGGAAACUGGCCCUCAGUGUCCUGGGACGCAAUGAGAUGUUCAUCACCUGGGACAUGCCGGAGGUGCCACUGGGACGCCUGUUCAAUUUUGAACUCAGCAUGAACGGGAAGGUGGUGUACCUGGGAGCUGACCGCUGCUUCACUGCCAGGCGCCUGACAGCGAACACGGAAUACAUCUGCACCGUCAGAGCCAUCACUAGCGAGGGGAAGUGUGAGAGCAAGCCCGUAACAAAGAGGACAGCCAAGGACGAGUAUAUAAAUACAACCCGAUGUCUUUACUCUCCAGCCCGCAGAAGUCAAUCAGUCGCUUCGCCUUCAACCAGAGAAGGAUCUGGCUUAUCUGAAGGACUCCAGAAGUCAAGAACCCAACCUGGAAUUCUUAAAGAACAGUUCCCUGGCAAAGCACCCAAAGGUCAUGACAUUUCUAGUAAAGGGAGCCUGAAAGGAACUCAAAAGCAGAACAGCACGGAAGUUCUUGCCAAAACUGUCACGCGACACAAGCCCCAAUUUUAAUGCUUGUGUGAAUAACUCCCAGGGGCUCUGCAGAAUUAUUUUUUAAUUGUGUAGUUGUGUUGUUGUACAUCAGAAGCAGAUUGGUAAUUUCAGUUCGUAGAAAUGUUGUAGCGUGCAUAUUUUAUCUUUGUAAACAUACAGUGGAAAAGCAGGUUCCAGCUAUGGAUGCAGAAGUGACACCACAAUCUUAGAUUGACAGCUGACUCUCCUGUUAGCUCUUCCAGUUUAAAGGAUUAAUACAACACCUUGAUGGACUCCCAGCUUUCAAUAAUGUCACUUCCCUUUUUAUCUAACUACUUACCUAAUGGAACAUUUCAGCUGGAGGGACAUUAUAGUGAAAGUGUGUCUUGUGCAAAAAAAAGUGCUGGAGGUGGAAGGUUAGCAUGGCUUGAUGGGAAUGUGGUGUUAAGAUUACAUCAAAUUCAUAUGUUCUUACUAAAUGGAAGAGAAAGCUUGAAGCGCUGCUGUUGUUUUGCUCCUAAUUCGUAUGCAAGACUCUUGUUAUUCAGCUUUGCCAAACGGGAAUGGUCAAUCUCAAACUCAGAGGAGCAGGAGAAAGAAGGGUUGCUUACGUGAGAUUGUCUAUAAAAUUUAAAAGCAUUAGGUUAGCAGGGGCGUGAGGAAGAAAUACUCACAAAUAAAACCAGGGGAAUCUGAAACUCCAUAUCUGAAAUGCUCACCCUCACCACAUUUAUUAAAUACACCGAUGAACACUUGAAAACCCGUAACCCAUGAGGCCAUAGAUUGGGAGCUUAGAAGAGGAAUUGGUCUAAUCAUUCUUCCUUCAGUGGAAAACUGCCUUCCCCGCUGUAUCUUUCUCUGAUGUCUUGAAAUACCGAAUCUUCUGAGUUUAAUAAGUAAUCCCCUUCCAUUGUCAUGAAAUCCAUUGCCAGGUGUUUAGCAUUGUUUGGAAAAAUUCAUCCAAAUCAGUUGGAAUGUUUUCUGUCUAUUUAUUGUGUCACCUGCUCUGAUUGGAGGGACAAGUGUUGAUCAGAAGUACUGAUAGGGGUGGGGGGAAGUGGGUUCAAAGUAUAGUUUUUAAUCAAAGUAAGGGUGAGGGCCUCCAUCAGUUUGAGUUGACUAUAGAUAUUGUGUCCUAGCUGUCUAGAUAUGCAAACCUGGGCGGUACGAUCUGGAGAGCAAGCUGUUGCCCUUGUAGCAAGCUCUCCUAUGUAUCUGAUGAAUGCAAAGGAACGGCAGGGAUCAAUACAGUUUGGCACCAGCAUCAUCACAGGAGUUGCCAGUCAGCACUGAACUCAAUGUAGGACUGCCUUAGGGACUCCAGCUACUCCCCAUGAGUGGCUAUAGCGCAAGGCAGCGGGGGGUUUGAGAUCACAGUUUUUCUUCUCCUACAUUCGCUGCCAACGAUGGCUGACAAACCUCAUCUGUCUGAAAUGACUAGUUUUAAGGUGCUAGUAAACCGCCUUUGCACCUUCUCCUGUCAGUACAAACAAUUCUGCCAGGCUUAGUAGCUAAACCACAUGUGAAGGCCAGGAGCUGGACUUGGUUGUCAGAGGCUAUUUGAGAUGCACACCAUUGAGAACAUUUAAUGGAUAGUGGGAACUUGCCCCCAUUAUCAACCCCAUCUAUAACAACCGUAAGGAAACAUUAUCAAAGUAUGUAUAAUAUAUUCAACCUUGUGAUUCGUCUCCUUACAGGCAGCCACAAAACAAAGAAAACCAUUAGAAUUCAUUAAAAAAAGAUGUAGCCCAAUGCACAGAAAAAAAUGUUGUGCAAACGAUAAAAGUGAGCAAAGAACGUUCAGACUUGAAGUUCAUGAAAGAGUCUGCAGCCUCAAAGCCAGUCAUCACCACAGGUGAUUUAGGAUUCCAUUAGUUGUAGGCCACAACCUUAAGAACCUCAUUAACUUUACUGAAGAGAAUUUACUCAAAGGCACAAAGAACAAAUAGUCAACAUGAUAAACUGCAUUCCCAAGAACAUUUUGAGAAAUUCUGAUUGAUAGUUGGCUGUUCAGUUAGCAUAGUAUAGUUUAUGCAAAUGUAAGAUUGGAAAUCUUUUUUUAUAUAUUUUAUAAUAUUUUAUUGCUGUAAUUUGGCACAGGCAAUACUUAGAAGUUUACAUGGUCAAAAAGUUUUUGUUAUAAAUAAACAUCCUUAAUGCUUUGCAAUAUUCUUCUAACACUGUGGUUUAAGUGCUACAUAAAGGACACAACAGGAUUGUCAGAGUUUAGUUACUGUCUUUGGCACUUCCUGUUCCCUGAAUGACAAAUGGUCCUAUUUUGCCAGACUUUUGUGAUGAAACAGUGUUCCCAUAGGAUAGAAAUGAAAAUUAGAAGAUUAGACCAUGAUGUCACAGAUUUUCUGGUGACUGACACAGGAUUUGGCUUGUCCUAAAGUUGAAAAUGUAUUUGGCACUUCCUGUUCCCCGAAUGACAAAUGGUCCUAUUUUGCCAGACUUUUGGGAUGAAACAGUGUUCCCAUGGGAUGGGAAUGAAAAUCAGAAGAUUAGACCACAAAGGCAUAGAUUUUCCAGUACUGACUCAGGAUUUGGAUUGUCCUAAAGUUGAAAAUGUAUUUCCUACCUAUUUUAUUAGUAGAGGAUUGGUGAAUGUGGAAGGAAUGACAAAAAUCCAAUUAAGGGUGUGAUUAUUUAGCAAACUGUCAUGACAAUUUUAAGGUACAAGUUUGUUUUUAAUGUAAAGAGAUUUCAGUAAAGUUGUUUGAUAUCCAUGAGUGAUAUUACCUUGAUUGUAUUGAGUUCCUUACAUCAUGUGAGCUUUUUAAUAAAGAAAAUCUUGGAA
This is a messenger RNA of Hypanus sabinus (Atlantic stingray), 5061 nucleotides long. RefSeq names its product phosphatidylinositol phosphatase PTPRQ-like. The record is from RefSeq and is a predicted model, not a curated record. NCBI's taxonomy places the organism in Eukaryota, Metazoa, Chordata, Chondrichthyes, Myliobatiformes, Dasyatidae. The transcript has 9 exons. Bases 159 to 2300 code for a protein of 713 amino acids. Gene Ontology annotation, molecular function: protein binding.